CAUCGAUUCUGUUUUCGUCCCUUCAGAGCUUUCUCUUUCGCGGUCGUCGUCGGAACAUUGGAGCGAACUUCCGGCGAGUAAAGAGUAGAAAGCCAAUCAAUCAAUGAGUAGCACAGGCGGUAAUGCUUCGUCAAGUACAGCUCCCAAAAUCCUAUUAGCGAAGCCUGGACUUGUCACCGCCGGCAAGUUCAAUCGCGGCGGCGCCGAUGACGAUUCCGCCGCGCUCCGUCCUCGUAUUCCGUCAAUAGGUUCACUCAACCUUCUCUCUGACUCCUGGGAGCUCCACACCGAUCGUUUCCUCCCAUUUCUAACUGAUAAUACGGAUUUUACUGUGGUGGGAGUGAUUGGUCCGCCAGGGGUGGGGAAGUCAACUAUAAUGAACGAAAUUUAUGGCUUUGAUUCUAGCUCUCCUGGAAUGCUUCCUCCAUUCGCAAUACAAUCAGAGGAAAUAAGGGCAAUGGCGAAGCAUUGUACUGUUGGAAUCGAACCUCGAGUUUCAUCUGAACGGAUUAUACUUCUUGAUUCACAGCCUGUUUUUAGUCCUUCAGUUUUAGCUGAGAUGAUUAGACCAGAUGGCUCAUCCACAAUUUCCGUGAUAAUGGGUGAGUCCCUCUCUGCUGAGCUGGCUAAUGAAAUGAUGAGUAUCCAGCUUGGUGUUCUUCUUGUCUCCAUUUGUCACAUUAUCAUAGUGGUUUCUGAUGGUGUUCAUGAUCUGAGCAUGUGGCGCUUAAUGUCCACGGUGGACUUACUAAAACAUGGCAUACCUGACCCAUCAUCUCUAUCGCUCUCCCAUCCUCAAAGUUCUAGUUUUCUCUCUGAAAAGGAAAACAAAGAUAAAAAUGGAGAAGGGGGAGAAGAGUACAUGGCUACUCCAGUUUUUGUGCAUACAAAGUUACGCGAUGAGGAUCUUAGUCCACACAAUCUUGCACAACUAAGGAAGGGAUUGUCACAAUUUUUCAGUUCUUCUUCCUUUAUGAGGUCAAAAUGCCAUUAUACAUCAAAAGACACUAAUGCCUCUGUCCAUGCCAACUCCCAAAGUCACAAGGUGGACUCUGACUCCCAGUUACUGAAAUUAUUCUUACUGCCAUCCAAGCACAAAGACAAUUUGCCAAGGGCACAGUAUGAAAGCUAUGAAUCAGCAUUCUGGAAACUUCGGGAUCAGGUUUUAUCGAUGAGUGGCCCAUCAUUCUCAAGGACCGUCUCUGAACGCGACUGGCUGAAAAAUUCUGCCAAGAUAUGGGAUCUUGUUAGAAACUCUUCCAUCAUUGCAGACUAUUGUAAAACCCUUCAAAUUUCGGGCAUGUUUAGGAGGUAGUAAUUAGUCAUCUCUUGUUUUUAAAGAUAAGCAGAGAUUUCAACUGAAACCAAACUUAUUAAUGUUAAAACCAUUACCGUUCUGUUGAUCA
Molecule: messenger RNA, 1406 nt
Organism: Ipomoea triloba (trilobed morning glory)
Lineage: Eukaryota; Viridiplantae; Streptophyta; Magnoliopsida; Solanales; Convolvulaceae
Product: protein SMG9-like
Exons: 8
Coding region: 104-1315 (403 amino acids)
Biological process (GO): nuclear-transcribed mRNA catabolic process, nonsense-mediated decay
Source: RefSeq, a predicted model, not a curated record